CCCGCCGGACGACGCGAUCGCCUCGCACUUGUUCUCCUGCCAGGAAACACAACCUCGCCCCGUCUUUCUCUCCCCUCCAUGGAACUCCCCGCACUGGCUGGGAACUUCUCCUGAGCGCCGGACGUCUUUUCCCGCGACAUGCUCGCCGUGCGUCGGCAGAGGACGACGACGUUGAUGAGGACGGCGGUGAUGAUGCUGCUGCUGGCCGGACUUCUUCUCCUAGAUGUGCCGUGCGCGGCCGAGGAGGGCGUGCGGCGUGCGGGCGGCUCGCGGCCGGACUGCGUGCGGGCCAGCGAGCAGUGCCUGCAGGAGCCCGCCUGCAGCUCCAGGUACCGCACCAUCAGGCAGUGCGUGUCCGGCAAGCACGGCAACUUCAGCCAAGUCGGCCGCAUGGACGCGCAGGACGAGUGCCGGAGCGCCGUGGACGCGCUCAGGCAAAGUCCUUUGUACCGAUGCCGCUGCAAGAGGAGCAUGAAGAAGGAGAAGAACUGCCUGCGCGUCUACUGGGGCAUCUACCACUCCUUGCAAGGUAAUGACUUCUUGGAGGAUUCUCCCUACGAGCCUGGCAACAGUCGCUUGGCUGACAUCUUCCGCCUGGCGCCCAUCCUAGGUGAGCCGGCGCUGGCCCGGGAGAACAAGUGUCUGAACGCGGCCAAGGCGUGCAACCUGAACGACACGUGCAAGAAGUACCGCUCAGCCUACAUCAGCCCGUGUACCAGCAGAGUGUCCACGGCCGAGGUGUGCAACAAGAGGAAGUGUCACAAAGCCCUCAGACACUUCUUUGACAAGGUGCCCGCCAAGCACAGCUACGGCAUGCUGUUCUGCUCGUGUCCAGCAGGGGACCAGACGGCGUGCUCAGAGCGGCGCAGACAGACCAUCGUGCCCGCCUGCUCCUACGAGGACAAGCACACACCAAACUGCUUGGAGCUGCAAGACCACUGCAGGACUAACUACAUCUGCAGAUCACGUCUGGCUGACUUCUUCGCCAACUGCCAGCCUGAACCACGAUCACUUUCUGGCUGUUUGAGGGAGAACUAUGCAGACUGUCUGUUGGCGUACUCGGGUCUGAUUGGCACGGUGAUGACUCCAAACUUUGUGCGUUCAGCCAAGAUCAGCGUGUCUCCGUACUGCGACUGCAGCAAGAGCGGCAACAACAAGGACGACUGUGACAAGCUCACCACCUUCUUCACCGACAACGCGUGUCUCCGUAAUGCCAUCCAGGCUUUCGGGAAUGGGACAGAUAUCGGGGUGCAGCCACCCAUUUCACCUGCCCAGACCACCAGUGCCGUCACGUCGCCGUACCAACGCAACCGCCAACGCAACAACAUUGACAAUCACAUCAACACAGACACUGGAAUAUACCACUUCUGUGGAAGUUUACAGGCUCAGAAAUUAAAAUCCAACUCGACGACUGACAGCAUCUUUUGUGUGGACCCUCAGAUCGACGGUCCGAGCGUGUCCAACUCCCUCGCGGGAAACUCUGCCGCCUCCAGACGAGACGGCGCUCUGCUGCCCGCUCUGCUGCCCCCUGUGGUGUGGCUGUGGACUCACUGACGCGUUGUCAUGGCGACGUCAGGUGUUACACUUCCUCCUCUUGUUUUUCUUCCUCAUUAAACCUCGUCAAGUACACCUUGAGUUUGUGCAGCCACGCAAAAUAAAGCUCCAAUCAGGAUUAGGCACGCCCACAUUUGCUCCGGUGAGGAUUAGACACGCCCACGUUUGCUCUGGUGAGGAUUAGACACGCCCACAUUUGCUCUGGUGAGGAUCAGACACACCCACAUUGGCUCUGAUGAGGAUUAGACACGCCCACGUUUGCUCUGGUGAGGAUCAGACACACCCACAUUUGCUCUGGUGAGGAUCAGACACACCCACAUUGGCUCUGAUGAGGAUUAGACACGCCCACAUUCAACCUCGUCAGGAUUAGAAAAACCCACAUUCAUUCUGGUCAGGAUUAGACACACCCACAUUUGCUCUGGCAAUGAUUAGACACGCCCACAUUCAUUCUGGUCAGGAUUAGACACACCCACAUUUGCUCUGGCAAUGAUUAGACACGCCCACAUUCAUUCUGGUCAGGAUUAGACACACCCACAUUUGCUCUGGCAAUGAUUAGACACGCCCACAUUCAUUCUGGUCAGGAUUAGACACACCCACAUUCACCCUAAUCAGGAUUAGACACACCCAAAUCCACCCUGGUGAGGAUUAGACACGCCCACAUUCACUCUGGUGAGGAUUAGACACACCCACAUUCAUUCCGGUGAAGAUUAGACACACCCAAAUUCACUCUGGUGAGGAUUAGACACGCCCACAUUCAUUCUGGUGAGGAUUAGACACACCCACAUUCAUUCUGGUGAAGAUUAGACACACCCAAAUUCACUCUGGUGAGGAUUAGACACGCCCCAUAUUCACUUUGGUGAGGAUUAGACACACCCACAUUCACCCUGGUGAGGAUUAGACACACCCACAUCCACCCUGGCCCAUAUUCACCCUGGUGAGGAUUAGACAUGCCCAUAUUCACUUUGGUGAGGAUUACACACACCCACAUUCACCCUGGUGAGGAUUAGACACGCCCACAUUCACUCUGCUGAGUAUUAGACACACCCACAUUCAUUCUGGUGAAGAUUAGACACACCCAAAUUCACCCUGGUGAGGAUUAGACACCCCCACAUUCACCCUGGUGAGGAUUAGACACACCCACAUUCAUUCUGGUGAAGAUUAGACAAGCCUAUAUUCACUCUGGUGAGGAUUAGACACACCCAUAUUCACCCUGGUGAGGAUUAGACACACCCACAUUAAUUCUGGUAAAGAUUAGACACACCCAAAUUCACCCUGGUGAGGAUUAGACACACCCACAUUCACCCUGGUGAGGAUUAGACACACCCACAUUCACCUUGGUGAGGGUUAGACACGCCCACAUGCACCCUGGUCAGGAUUAGACACACCCACAUUCAUUCUGGUGAAGAUUAGACACACCCAAAUUCCCUCUGGUGAGGAUUAGACACGCCCCAAUCAUCCCGGUGAGGAUUAGACACACCCACAUUCGCCCUGGUGAGGAUUAGACACACCCACAUCCACCCUGCUGAGGAUUAGACACGCCCACAUUCACGCUGUUGAGGAUUAGACACGCCCAUAUUCACUUUGGUGAGGAUUAGACACGCCCACAAUCAUCCUGGUGAGGAUUACACACACCCACAUUCACCCUGGUGAGGAUUAGACACACCCACAUCCACUCUGCUGAAGAUUAGACACACCCACAUUCACCCUGGUGAGGAUUAGACACACCCACAUUCACCCUGCUGAAGAUUAGACACGCCCACAUUCACCCUGGUGAGGAUUAGACACACCCACAUUCACCCUGCUGAAGAUUAGACACGCCCACACCCAUCAACAUACCACAUUUGGCAAAAGUCGACAAAGAUGCACAACUUCUGUCACGGCCAUGUUUGGCCAGCAGGAGGCAGCGUGGAGAUAAAGAGAUUGUAAAUACUUUUCUGUUUUUUAUGUUUCAUCUUUUUGAUAUUCUGCCUUUUUAUGAUUUUGGUUGUCUUGGAGACGAAGGACACUCCAGCUGCUCCUUCCUUCCUUUUACCUCCUCGUGUGUCAAGUUGUGCUUCUAAAAGUCACUCCUCAGUCCCCGCAGGAUUUCACCGGGUUUGUUUUUGUCUUCCGACUGUUGGCCUCGAGUACUUGAAUUCACGGCAGCUUUCUCAGAAAGUUUGCGGGCAAAAGUCGCAAAGUUCUGGAAGCUUAUUUUUUCCCAACAAUAUUACAUUUUUAUGAAUUUGUUUUCAAUGUUUGCAAUGUUCCUCGUAACCUCCAACUAAAAAGCACAACAUUUGAUCACCAUUUGUACAACUAACAGUGUUGAUGUUUUACUCAUUUUAUAGCACACCGAUUUAAAAGUGGACACUAGGUGGCAGUACUCAGAGCUCAUUGUCAAAAUACUGUUUAAUUCAUCAUAACUAAUAAUGGUAAUAAUGAAUCAUAAUUACAGACAGAAACGCCUCCAAAGUCCACAAGUUGCGGACAUUCUCCGUGUAUGUUUUACACUUUCAUUUAUAAUCUAUUUUGCUCCAUUUUUGUUGGUGCAUGAAAACUUAUCAUCACACUCUAACAUCUCUAACAUGUCAAUGCUGCCUCUUUGCUAGGUCAGCUUUGCACAUGAAAAUAUCUUCUUAACCGUCUUACUGUGGGUAAAUAAAUGUCAAAUACCUGUAAAGUAGGAAGUAAACGUUUAUAUGCUACAUUACCCAGAAGGCUUAGCGCUGUGGACAGGAACAGGAAGUAGGUGUGGUUUGAUCAAUAAAUAGUGGAUCUAUUGUUACACAUUGUUGUUCCCUGUUGGUCUUCACCACAGGUGUCAAACUCAAGGCCCGCCACUUCAUUUUAUUUGGCCCUGGAAAGCCUGGAAAUAAUAUGUAUCAAUAAAGCACUGUAACUUAAAUAUUGUCUAAUUAUGCAAAAAUAUAUGAUUAAACAUUCAAACGUUUUUUUAAAUAGAAAAUAAUAUUAAUGAUAAUGAUUUCAAAGCAAGUUAUCCAUCAAAUUGUGCAAUGUAAAAGUAGCAAAAGAUUUCAUGGUCAAAUUGUGAAAUUUACUGUGUUUUUUACAGCAUUUCUCUCUAAAUGAAAAAAACUGUACUUUUUUUUUUACUGUAAUAAACGGUGGCGCUUUUUUUGCAUUUACAGUAAUACACCCACAAAUCUACACUUGUUGAUUGGUGGUAAAAAAUAAAAUAAAAAAAAGAACAAACUGGCAGCUCAGGUGCCAAAGUUGUACUGUAAAAUUGCAUUUUUUUUUGUUUACAGUAAAAAAUCUAAAGUAAAUUGUACAGUAAAAUAAUGGUAACUGAAUUGCCAGUUUUUUCGGGGUUUUUUUUACCGCCAAUCAACAAGUGUAGAUUUUUGGGUGUAUUACAGUAAAAAAAAAAGUACAGGUUUUUUUUCAUUUACAGUAAAAAAAAAAAAAGGCAGCUCUGGUG
Messenger RNA from Entelurus aequoreus (snake pipefish), 4978 nucleotides. RefSeq names its product GDNF family receptor alpha-1-like. The record is from RefSeq and is a predicted model, not a curated record. Bases 139 to 1554 code for a protein of 471 amino acids. The transcript is spliced from 10 exons. Gene Ontology annotation, cellular component: signaling receptor complex; external side of plasma membrane. Gene Ontology annotation, molecular function: signaling receptor activity. Gene Ontology annotation, biological process: nervous system development. Lineage: Eukaryota; Metazoa; Chordata; Actinopteri; Syngnathiformes; Syngnathidae.